UUGGCUGACUUAGAGCUCAUGUAAACUAGUGGCAAUUUCUGAUCCCUCACUCAGGCUUUCACCCUUUCAGUUUCUGAUUCCCAAGUCCUCAUGUCAAGGUCUUCCAGACACGAGGCUUUCUCUUGAGUGCCUGGACUGCUCUCCUUUUCCCCUGAAAAAAUUCUCCUAAAGAAGUUCCUACACACACAAACAAAACCAUGGACCUCAUUGGGUUUCUGAAGUCUCAGUUCCUGUGCCACUUGAUAAUUUGCUACAUAUUUAUUGUGUCCGGGCUGAUAAUAAACACUAUUCAGCUCUUCACACUUGUUCUCUGGCCAGUCAACAAACAGCUCUUCAGGAAGAUCAACUGCAGACUGGCCUAUUGCAUUUCCAGCCAGUUGGUGAUGCUGCUGGAAUGGUGGUCAGGUACUCAGUGCACGCUCUACACGGAACCCAAGGAUUAUGGCAAGUACGGGAAGGAAAAUGCCAUCGUAAUCCUUAACCACAACUUUGAAAUCGACUUUCUCUGUGGUUGGAACUUUUGUGAACGAUUUGGGGUCUUAGGGAGUUCCAAAGUUCUGGCUAAGAAAGAGCUUUCCUAUGUUCCUGUAAUUGGAUGGAUGUGGUAUUUCCUGGAAAUAGUAUUCUGUUCCCGCAAGUGGGAAGAAGACCGUGAGACAGUCAUUAGGGGUUUGCUAAAUCUUCGUGACUAUCCUGAAAACUUCUGGUUUCUGAUUCAUUGUGAGGGCACCAGAUUCACCCAGCAGAAGCACCAAAUCAGUAUGCAGGUGGCAGAAUCUAAGGGCCUGCCGAAACUCAAAUAUCACCUGCUCCCGCGCACGAAGGGAUUUGCUGUUACUGUGAAGUGUUUAAGAAAUGUAGUUGCUGCUGUGUAUGACUCUACACUCAAUUUCAGAAACAAUGAAAACCCAACACUCUUGGGUGUCUUAAGUGGAAAGAAAUAUCAUGCAGAUUUAUAUGUAAGAAGGAUUCCAUUAGAAGAAGUCCCAGAAGAUGAAGAAGAGUGUUCCAGAUGGCUCCACAAGCUCUAUCAAGAGAAGGAUGCCUUUCAGGAGGGAUACUACAGGACAGGCACCUACCCGGGCACCCCCAUUGUGCCACCUCGACGACCCUGGACUCUCCUGUGUUGGCUUUUCUGGGCCCUGCUGCUUCUGUACCCCUUGUUCCGACUGGUGGUUAACAUGAUCAGCAGCGGCUCGUCACUGACACUGGCCAGCUUUGCCCUUGUCAUCUUUGUGGCAUCUGUUGGGGUUCGGCGUAUGAUCGGUGUGACAGAAAUCAACAAAGGUUCCACCUACGGCAACAACGACAGCAAGCAGAAAUCCAAGUGAUUGGUUCAGGGACUGCUUUUCAUCCAAAGGGAACUUCAGAAAACUCUUGCUUCUCCUCGAUUGGACAGAGUGAUGAAGGUUGGAUGAGAGACUCCUGGGGAUAUAUCUAAAGCCCCUCUCCCUUCUGGGGGAGGGGGCUUGGUCUCAAAGCCAGAUGGGGAAGAAGAUGAAUUCUCAAAUCCCCUCUCCUAACAUUUUUAAGCGGGUUUUCUUUCUUUUUCUCUGUAUGCGUGUGUGAGUGUGUGAGCGCCUGUGUGUAUGUGUGUGUGUGUAUCCAUAUAUGCGGAAGGCCUAUGUUUUAUAAUAAUCCAAAACAUACUUUGGGGGUGGGCUAGGGAAUCCCUUUCAUCCUUUGGUGCUGAGUUUUCUGUAACCCUUCUGAAAGGUUACCAGGGAUGGAGUGGAGAGCGCUUUUACAAAGAGCAUUAAAUUAUGCCUCCAAGAACAAAAACCUGUAUGUCUGGUACAUCUGUGGUAUAUGUUUACACGGGCCUCCUUCCCUCUCUCCCUGGUCCCUCUUUCUGGAAUGGCAUUUCUCUGGUCUUUAUCACAAGGUGAUCUGGAGUCUGCUUAAGCAGAAAUGGCUGCCAUGCCUGGAGACCAGGAAGCCUUCUAAAGGAGACAGAUGCACCCUGAGGGUCAUCCCAGAUAAAAGGCUGGUGGAAAUCCAUCACCAUUAAGUGGGAAUCUGCCUCCAUCUGGAAGGGAGAAUGAAACGGAGGGAACUGUUGUGUGAAGGCUUUUGAAUCCCCCCUCCCUCCAAAAAAGCCUUUCUUUUCUCUUACUUGGCUCCUGGGUGACUUACCCAUGGUGUUUUUGCUGCUGUGAUUUCUCUGGCUCCAUCUUGUUCGUCUCCAAGCCAGCACCAGCAUGCCUGUGCCCUUCUCGCCCUCAAGACCAAAUAUAAUAUGAUGACCCGGCGGAUGACCACCUUUUGUGGGUGUUCCCUUGUCCAUGAUGUCAGCUAAUCAAAAUGCAAAACUAAAUAAAAAGCGUGAGUUCAUUGGCACAAUCCAGAAAUCUCACCCAAUCAUGGACUUUCACUUGAUUAAAAUGCUAGUUAGCCUUUUUUCUCAUUUUUUUAAAAAGAAACAUCAUUAGUAGCUCUCAUUGAAAGCUGCUUUUGAUCAAGGCAGUGGUCUGUCUUAUGUAAUUCCUAAUUGAUUCUACCAAAGGAUUCAGUCCAUGAGACUUUGGAAUAGAAUUUAGAGGGACGUCCAGUAUGAAGGACCCCAUGCUAACAUCUGCUUGCUAGCCAACAUAACCAACUGCUAGAAAAAAGCAAUAAUUUACCCAAAAGAGAACUGUUUUAUACAAGAUAGUUUCCUUUAGGGACAAUUAUACUUCAGGUAGUAAUGCUACGCUCAGUUUGGUUUUUAAGUAACAGGUAUAUGUAUGACUUUGGCCAUUUCUGGUUAGUCAUCUGGGGAUUUCUUUUUGUGGACAGAAACCCAAUAUCAAGCAUUAAUGCAGAUAUUGACUCUUAGACAAAUGUAAGGUUCAAGGCUCAUUCUGUUCAGAGAGCUCUACUUUCAGAGAAUCUGUUUUUUAUUCAGUCCAUUAAUAUUUAUUGAAUGUGACUGUGUUCUGCGGCGCAGAAUUAAAGAGCUUUUGAUCUAUGAGGAAGAAGAAAAAAUAAAUAUAAACAAGAAACAGGACCAGUCAUACUUUGGAGAUGUGACUGAAUGAGCCCACUUUUGUAUGAGGCUCACACUGUCAUUUUCAUUAUUUUAAGUCACAUCAUUAUGAGUAUAUACAUAGAUACUAAGGGUAGUGACUUAGGAAAUAAACAAAAGGCUUCUUCCUCAUCAUUUUCUGAUGACUGAAUUACAGUGUCACAAGACUAAUCAUGAGCUAUUUUUUAAACCUGCCUUUGAACAUAAGAUAAAAUAUAAAGGGAGAACAUGCUGGGAUAUAUCAGUGGUAGUCAUUUCUAAUACUGUAUUGAUCUGGACCUUCCACCUUUUUUUUUUUUUUGGCUGAGGCAAUUGGGGUUAAGUGACUUGCCCAGAGAUCACACAGCUAGGAAGUGUUAAGUGUCUGAGAUCAGAUUUAACUCGGGUCCUCCUGACUUUAGGGUUGGUGCUCUAUCCAUUGUACCACCUAGCUGCCCCUUCUACCAUCUUUUGUAAUCUAUCCUUUGUUCCUUGCUAACUUUAGAGCACAAAAUAUUGUCCCUAUUUUUAGAAAUUUUUGUUUUCUUUAAAGAGGUUCCCUGUAUUUUAAAAUUGUCUUUUAUCAUUUUAAUUUGGAAAGGUUCUCUUACCUUUUACUACUUCUACUUUGUGGUGGAUUCGACCCAUUCAACAAAACAGCAUAAGAUCCCAAGAUGGUUGGCCGAGAAUGAAAAACCCAAAGGACCUGUUUAAAUUGUUUCUUUUCUGAGUUAGAGAAUUAUAGAUUAAGAUUCUUUCUCUCUCUCUCUCUCUCACUUCUUAGCAUCUAUCUGUUUGACAUCCUCAUCUUGAGUUUGCUCUUUUUACAGUUUGCUAACAAAGGCAGUGAUUGUGGAGGGGUGGGAAGGAGGGAGAAUUAAGUGCUAAAACCUAGUUAUUUUCUAUUAACUGUAAUAUCUUGGUUCUUUUAAAGUUGAAAGAUGGGACCAGUGAUUUAAAACGUAUCUAUAGAUUUAAAAUGUAUGACUAGGUAGGUACUUAGUGCUAUAGUACCUGCCUAGUUAAGAAAUGAUUAUCAAUCUGUCCCUUAUAGCAAACCAGGGUACUUAAUUGGAGACUAACCUUGGAAAGGAAGCUUAUCCUAAAAUUUCUGAAGGUCACUUGUUUUGUGGACAUUGCAUAUCUUUUAAAAAUGAAACUGGGCCAAAAAAACCUUCACUUGGGCAGCUGUUCGGUACAGGUCACUUUAAUUUUCAAUACUGGCUUAUCUCCUAUACUACUGGCAUCUCUUUAAAUGUUUGCAGUAGCCAUAUCCAUAUUUAUAAGUGGAAAGUUAAAUUGCUCUGAAUAAAAACAAUUUAGAUAGCAAAUAUAAAGAUAUGUCCAAGAUUUAAAGUUCUGCCAUUAUUUAGAAAUUGAUGAGCUUGAGCCCUUCUGCUAAAGAUCACAGUAUUCCUUUAAUUAUGGUGGGUACCAGGAUAGUGGAGAGUCCCAAAAAGAAACAUAUAUGACUUUGACUACAAGAUGUGCUUUUUUAAUUUACCUUUAAAUUUAAACACGCUGAUGUUUUGGGGAUUCAUAACACUUCAGCAAAAUAAUAAAGCCACACUGUGAAGAAUCUGCCUCAGGAUCAUAGGAUCAUAAAUACUGAAGCUGGAACAGACCUCGGAAGCCAUUUCAUCCAGUUCGCUUAUUUUACAGAUAAGGGAAUUGAGGCUCAGAAAGAGCUAGAAAAUUGAUAUAGAUUGUCCUGCACAAGUCUUUUUACUCCCCCAUUCCCUGCUAGAGAUUUAUCUCAGAUAAAAGAAAUAGUAAUCACUCUGAUUCUAUCACCCAGUCUCUAACUUGGGAUAAAGAAUAAAGAACCUGCUGGGCUAUCAGCCUACAUAGGAAAGGAAAAAAAAGUCAUUUAGUCAACAUGAGCUAGUGAAUAGUAUCAUUAAAGGACUUUUAUCACCUACUUUUUAGUUAUGUGAAACAGAAUUUGAAAGUAAGAUCUAUCCAUAAUCAGAGUUGACUAUAUAUUACCCAGUCCUUCUUUUCCUAAAGCUUUUGGAUGAAGUGUGUAUAAUCUUGCCUGGAAAAGGUACUUGCCAAAAUGUAAUAAAAACUCUUCUGGUUUACUGUAUUAAAAGCCGUACAUAUUGUCGUCAUGUUAGGCAUCAGUGUUUAUCCUCCAUAAGCGACUGUGUUUUACAAUUGCCUUAACAAAAGUAGUCUUAAUUUUGUUUACAUGGGAAAAAAUAAAAAAACAAAAACAAAACUGAA
Messenger RNA from Antechinus flavipes (yellow-footed antechinus), 5215 nucleotides. RefSeq names its product 1-acylglycerol-3-phosphate O-acyltransferase 4 (gene AGPAT4). The record is from RefSeq and is a predicted model, not a curated record. NCBI's taxonomy places the organism in Eukaryota, Metazoa, Chordata, Mammalia, Dasyuromorphia, Dasyuridae. The transcript has 9 exons. Gene Ontology annotation, molecular function: 1-acylglycerol-3-phosphate O-acyltransferase activity. The coding region runs from base 198 to 1331 and encodes 377 amino acids. Gene Ontology annotation, cellular component: mitochondrial outer membrane; endomembrane system.